Messenger RNA from Amborella trichopoda, 1546 nucleotides. Its product is annotated as ER-based factor for assembly of V-ATPase. The record is from RefSeq and is a predicted model, not a curated record. Gene Ontology annotation, biological process: vacuolar proton-transporting V-type ATPase complex assembly. Gene Ontology annotation, cellular component: endomembrane system. NCBI's taxonomy places the organism in Eukaryota, Viridiplantae, Streptophyta, Magnoliopsida, Amborellales, Amborellaceae.
UUCACAUCCAAUAGUCAAUAUUUAUUGGAACUACGUUUUCUAAGAGGUAAACGGUCUCUUGUGUAUUUUUCCUUUAUAAUUUUAUAAACAAGGGUUUCUCUAGGUAAAAACGAACAAGUAGUACUUUUUUCGUCAAGAAAUCGUUUGCCAUUACUAAUUACUCCAUUUCCACAAUGAACGGGUUUCAAUCGCCGAUACACCUAGAUGCCAUCUUAUCCGUUCAUUCUUCAUCCAAAUGCAUCUUAAAAUUUCUCAUAUGAAAAGGUCAGUGCAACUUAGUCCUCUCAACCAGUCGCGACAAAAAGUCAUGAGGUUGAUCGGUGUUAAUGAAUAAAUGAACGGUGAUGAAGAGAAACUGGACGUCCGAGUAAAUUCAUGACAGGCUCUCUCUCUAACAGUGUGAGGUGCCUCUCUCACUCUCUAGCGCUAAUCCGACCAAUGGCAUUUUACCUCUUCUUGCUCGUCUCAAACUGAAACAGUUAGAAAAGUUUAUUGGCGAAGAUGGAGGGGAGCAAGGGCCUCGUCAUCAAGAGCAACAAAACCCUAAUUUCAUUCUUGCUUGAUGCGUCUCAGCUCCAAACCCUAAGUGCUGAUCUCCGUACAGUUGCAGAGGAUCUCUCCUCAAAGGAUUCAAUCCCUUACAAAACUUUAAAAGACCUCUGGCUCUCCAUGCCUUGUUCUGAAAGGCCCAGUCUCUUGUCCCUCCUCUUCUCUUCUGAGUUCCUCCUUCAAAGCCCUAAGCCAAGAGAAAAGAGUGAAGAGCUGAAGGAGAGACUAAGGAAACUCGCAGAGGAUGCUGAGAAGAAAGCAUACGAUGAUCUCAUCAAGGAUAUAGCUCCGAAAAAACAAGAAGAACCAUUUUCUUCUUACAGAGAUCAGAUUGGGUUUGGUCUCCAUGUCAUUGUGACGAUGUUCACGGGUUUUUUGGUUGGAUAUGCUGGAUUCAGGGCCUUGUUUGGUCGAAGCGCAAUCAUGAGUGCAGCAGGGGGAAUCUUCGGAUUGGUAUCUGCAAUGCUUCUCGAAACUGUUCUCUUCAUUAUAAGGGCUUCAGGUCAAGAUAUUGGAUCUUCUGCUUCAGCAUCAUCCUCCUCUUCUACAUCACUAAAGCUAAAGAAAAAGCAAUAAGGGAACUGAAAUAUGAUUCUAACUGACAUGCCUGUACUGUAACUAGUCUUUAUUUAACUCUUAACCAGUUCUGCUGAAAAUGAUAUUUGUUUGUGUUAUCCUCAUCAGCAAAUUUUGUAAUCCUAUCUUGUUCCGUGUAAAUAAGUUCAAAAUAGUUCAUAUUCAGGUCCUAUGGAGUAUGAAUCUUUUAAAUUGUCGGGUUAUCAAUCAUGUCUCAGUGCUCCCAAGAUAAAGCCCUAUCAGUCCUUAUUUUGUCGGGCUAUCGACCAUGCCUCAGCACUCCCUUUUUGUGUGGCUGUUAGGCCCCUGUAAAACCUGUGGUUGGUAAACCAUAGAUCAUAAUCAGCUUCUUUGAUACGAGAGCCAGAGAGUUGAAACAUUAAGAUGCUUUUGUCUAAAUGCAGUGGAAAUUCUACAUUAA